GAAUAUACAAGCAAUAGGGAGAAUAUAUAAAAACGCAAGCCUCGCUUUACAGAAAACCCUACAUCGUUCGCGGCUGAGAAGAAGGUAAGCGACAGAGAGCGAGAGCCGCACUCCAUCCAAACGCAGCAGCCAUGGGUCGUAUGCACAGUCGCGGAAAAGGUAUUUCUUCUUCGGCUCUUCCGUACAAGCGGACUCCGCCGAGCUGGCUGAAGAUCUCCAUUCCAGACGUUGAGGAGAAUAUCUGCAAGUUUGCGAAGAAGGGUUUGACGCCAUCUCAGAUCGGCGUCAUCCUCCGAGACUCCCAUGGUAUCGCUCAGGUCAAGAGCGUCACCGGAAACAAGAUCUUACGUGUAUUGAAGGGUCACGGGCUUGCUCCUGAGAUUCCGGAGGAUUUGUAUCAUCUCAUAAAGAAGGCGGUUGCGAUCCGGAAGCACCUGGACAGGAACCGCAAGGAUAAGGACUCCAAGUUCCGGUUGAUUCUUGUCGAGAGCAGGAUCCACCGUUUGGCUCGAUACUACAAGAGGAUGAAGAAGCUCCCGCCCGUUUGGAAAUACGAGUCUACCACUGCCAGCACGCUUGUUGCUUAGGCUAAAGUUGGUUUUCUUCACAUAAUUUUGGGAUUGUGUUGGAAGUUAUGGGCGCCGCUGUAAUCCUGGACGAGUGACACCGCUAUCAUUUCUUUUGAACUUGACUUUUUGGGGUUGGAGAACCAUGGUAGAAAGUUUUUAAGUUUUUUUGUUUUAUUUAGUGAAAGAAAGUAAUUUUUAAAUUUGUGAUCUUCGAUUGAAAUCGGCCAUUGCUGUAAUGGUGUUUCCAUAGCUACAUGUUCUUCAUAGCUGAUCAGGUUCGUUUUCCCACUUCGUUGUGGUGGGAGACUGCCUAUAUUGGUUUAUUUCCUAGA
Magnolia sinica is the source of this 901-nucleotide messenger RNA. RefSeq names its product small ribosomal subunit protein uS15-like. Lineage: Eukaryota; Viridiplantae; Streptophyta; Magnoliopsida; Magnoliales; Magnoliaceae. The coding region runs from base 132 to 587 and encodes 151 amino acids. The record is from RefSeq and is a predicted model, not a curated record. Gene Ontology annotation, biological process: translation. Gene Ontology annotation, cellular component: cytosolic small ribosomal subunit; nucleolus; ribosome. The transcript is spliced from 5 exons. Gene Ontology annotation, molecular function: structural constituent of ribosome; small ribosomal subunit rRNA binding.